Saccoglossus kowalevskii is the source of this 567-nucleotide messenger RNA. RefSeq names its product alpha-tocopherol transfer protein-like. Gene Ontology annotation, cellular component: membrane. Gene Ontology annotation, molecular function: phosphatidylinositol bisphosphate binding. The record is from RefSeq and is a predicted model, not a curated record. NCBI's taxonomy places the organism in Eukaryota, Metazoa, Hemichordata, Enteropneusta, Harrimaniidae.
AUGGAUGAAAUAGAACCAGGUGCCAUGCCAUUCCACGACAUGAUUAAAUCAUGGUUGAUGAUUUCGGAAAUACUUCUAUUAGAUGAAAACGUACAAGUGAAUGGAUUAGUGAGUGUUGUAGAUCACAGUGGUAUGACAAGAAAGCAUCUCCGUUAUGGUACUCCAUCAAAUAUGAGGAUGUUAAUUGAUGUGUUUGAGAAUUCAACACCAAUACGAGUAAAUUCGGAACAUCUUUUGCGACAACCGGACAUAUUUGAUAUUUUCUUUUCUGUGGUGAAACCUUUGUUGACGGAGAAGAUGAAAUCAAGGAUACAUUUUCACGGAGAGGAAUUCGGUACGUUACACGAGUACGUUCCAUCUGCCAUACUACCCAGUGAAUUUGGUGGACAGUUGGAAAAAUUUGGUAAUUCUGAAUUUGUAGAUAAGAUACUGGCAGCAGAAGAUUAUUUUAUAGAGAAUAGUCAGUACGGAUUUCUUAAGGCAGAUGAGAUUUUAGGAGGUGAAUCUACUGCAAAUGACCCAACGACAGGAAUCACAGGGAGUUUUAAGAAAUUGGACGUGAACUAA